Saprolegnia diclina VS20 is the source of this 682-nucleotide messenger RNA. Its product is annotated as histone H3. The coding region runs from base 117 to 527 and encodes 136 amino acids. Lineage: Eukaryota; Oomycota; Saprolegniomycetes; Saprolegniales; Saprolegniaceae. The transcript has a single exon. The record is from RefSeq and is a predicted model, not a curated record. Gene Ontology annotation, molecular function: DNA binding; protein heterodimerization activity; structural constituent of chromatin. Gene Ontology annotation, cellular component: nucleosome.
CUCUGAUUGGCGGAAAUAUCCUGAAAAGAUCGAGCGGACGCGGCGUGAUUGGUGGAAAUACCUUCCAGCAUACUGCGGAUUCAUUUUUCGAUUUUCACCGACAACAGCAAGCGACCAUGGCCCGUACGAAGCAGACUGCGCGCAAGUCCACGGGCGGCAAGGCGCCCCGCAAGCAGCUCGCCACGAAGGCUGCCCGCAAGUCCAUGCCCGCCACCGGCGGCGUGAAGAAGCCCCACCGCUACCGCCCGGGUACGGUCGCUCUCCGCGAGAUCCGCCGGUACCAGAAGUCGACGGACCUCCUGAUCCGCAAGCUGCCGUUCCAGCGCCUCGUCCGUGAGAUCGCCCAGGACUACAAGACGGAUCUGCGCUUCCAGACGACGGCUAUCCUGGCGCUGCAGGAAGCCGCCGAGGCCUACCUUGUCUCGCUCUUUGAAGACACCAACCUGUGCGCGAUCCACGCGAAGCGCGUGACCAUCAUGCCCAAGGACAUCCACUUGGCCCGCCGUAUCCGCGGCGAACGCACGUAAACGGCGCGUAUAUGUGUCUCUUUUUACCCCGAACGCGAUGUGCACCGCCUGUCCCGUCUUCCUAGUACGAGCAGCGCUGCCAGCGACGGCAGUGCGAAGCGAACGGGUUUAUAUAUUUUAAAGCAACGAGACUAAGAAUCGUCUUGACAAACCCG